AAGAAUAACACACUUCAUUUUUCUCUUUCAAUGGCAAAAACAAUCUUCAUAAUCCUCAUUUUCUUUGUUUUUUCUUCUUCUUGUUUUGCUAGUGAUCCAUUUUCAGAAGCACUUUUGAGCUUAAAAUCAGAGCUCAUAAUUCCAUCAGAAAAUGUGUUAAAUGAUUGGAAAAUCCAAGAAAAUCAAACCCCAUCUUCCAAAAUCAUAGCUUGUUCAUGGACAGGCAUAAAAUGUGAUGAAAACAUGACAAAAAUCACAUCUUUAGACCUUUCUUUCAAGAAUCUUGGUGGGGUUCUGUCACAUAAUCAAUUUGGUCAGUUUCUUGAUUUAAUUGAUUUAAAUAUUAGUCACAAUUCAUUUAGUGACCAAAUCCCAGUUGGGAUUUUUAAUCUUAGUAAUUUAAAAACAUUAGAUAUUAGUAGAAACAAUUUUUCAGGUGUUUUCCCAUCUGGGAUUUCAAAGCUUGAAAAUUUGGUUGUUUUUGAUGCUUUUAGUAAUAGCUUUUCUGGGUCAUUGCCAAAAGAUGUGUGUGAAAUUUGGUCACUAAAAGUGUUGAAUUUUGCUGGUAGUUAUUUUAGUGGAAGUAUUCCUAGUGAAUAUGGAUAUUGUAAAAGCCUUGAGUUUCUUCACUUAGGUGGUAAUUUUUUAACUGGUAAUUUACCUAAAGAAUUUGGGCAGUUAAAAAAUAUUGUGCAUAUGGAAAUAGGUUAUAAUAUGUAUGAAGGUGGCAUUCCUUGGGAAUUUGGUAAUAUGAGUCAGCUUCAGUAUCUUGACAUAGCUGAUGCUAAUCUUUCGGGUCCUAUUCCGAAAGAUUUAGGUAAUUUGACUAAACUCGAUACGUUGUUUCUGUUUAAAAAUCGUCUUUCUGGGAUGAUACCGACCGAGUUUGGUGAUAUUUUGACACUUUCAAGCUUAGAUGUUUCGGAUAAUAUGCUUACUGGUCCUAUUCCAGAAAGCUUUUCCAACUUGAAAAACUUGAAGUUGUUAAGUGUUAUGUAUAAUGAUAUGAAUGGUUCUGUUCCUGAUGGUAUAGCUAAGCUGCCUAAUCUCGAAUCGUUGCUUAUUUGGGAUAAUUUUUUUAGUGGUGAACUUCCACAAGAAUUAGGUAAAUAUUCGAAACUCAAAUGGGUUGAUGUUUCAACAAAUGAUUUUGUUGGGGUUAUUCCACCUGAUAUUUGCUCAGGGGGAGAGUUAAGUAGACUUAUGCUCUUUUCGAAUUAUUUUUCGGGUGGGCUUUCUUCUCUAUCCAAUUGUUCUUCUCUUGUUCGUGUGCGUCUUGAAGAUAACUUGUUUUCUGGUGGGAUUCCUUUUGAUAUAUUUCAUGCUACAAAUCUUGAGCAUUUUAAUGUGUCUAGUAAUCCUAGUCUUGGAGGAAUACUCCCCGAAAAGAUAUGGUCUUUGCCUGUUCUCCAGAAUUUGUCAGCCAUAUUUUGCAACAUUUCGGGUAUUGUUCCUGGAUUUCAGUCAUGUAAGUUGUUAUACGUUAUUGAGUUGAAUGGAAAUCAUUUAUCAGGAACUAUCCCAGAAAGUUUGUCAGUUUGUGAGAAUCUUGGAAUGUUAAAUUUAGCUGAAAAUAACUUAUCUGGUGAAAUCCCAGUCAAGUUAGGAAGCUCGUCGAAGUUGAAGUUUCUUAAUUUGUCAUAUAAUGAUCUUUCGGGUUCGAUUCCUAUGGAGAAUAGUUUCAAAGCAAUGGAUAGUAAUUCAUUUCUUGGAAACCCGAAUCUUUGUGGGGCACCCCUAGCAAGACCAUGUCAUCAUGGAAAAGCAAUAAGCGAGGGUUUGGAUCUGGGAAGCAGGAGUCACAAGGUUGCUUGGGUGAUCGUAUUAUGUGCAGUGGUGGUUCUACUCGUGUGUUUCCUUAUAGGGAUCGUUUAUUACCGGAGACAUAAUGUGAAUCGCCACUGGAGAAUGGUGUCAUUUGGUGGGUUACCUGAGCUCACGGCUGCUGAUGUUCUCAAGAGUUUUGAUUCUGUUGAAGCUGUGGAAACACCAUAUUCAUCAAAUUCAGUUUGCAAAGCGGUUUUGUUAACUGGGAUGACAGUAAUAGUAAGAAAGAUCGAAUGGGGAACAAAAAGUUCCAAUCUUUUGAUGGAUUUUAUAAACCGAUUAGGGAACUCUCAACAUAAGAAUUUGAUUCGGUUGUUGGGUUUUUGCUACAACAAGAAUCUUGGUUAUUUGUUGUAUGAAUAUUUGCCUAAUGGAGAUCUUGAUGAAAAGAUUGGAGUCAAGAGAGAUUGGGGUUCAAAACAGAGGCUUGUGGUUAACAUUGCAAAAGGGUUAUGUUUUCUUCACCAUGAUUGUCGCCCUGCUAUUCCCCAUGGAAAUUUAAAGGCGAGUAACAUAGUUUUUGAUGAAAAUAUGGAGCCACAUUUGGCGGAAUUCGCUUUCAAAACAAUAUCUGCAAUGGAAACAGGCGAUUACAAGGGCCUCAUGGAACAUGAGUUAACUGAUGAUAUCUUUGACUUUGGGGAAGUUGUUUUGGAGAUUUUAACAAAUUGUAAGCGGAAAAAUGGUGGAGUGAUGAUACACAGGACACCAAGAGAGGUUCUAUUGAAGGAAAUUUAUCAAGCAAAUGAGGUGGAUUCUUCUUCGUCUUCAAAGUCCAUCCAGGAAGAAAUCAAACUGGUGUUUGAAGUUGUACUUCGCUGUACGACGAGCAAACAGACAGAUAGACCUUCAAUGGAAGAAGUUCUAAAGAUUCUUUCAGGAUUGAAACCUGAGAAGAAAUAAGAUUUCACAUGCUUUUUUGUAAGUUAAGUUAGUGUUGGCGUAAGUAGUUUAUAAAAAUGUUGAUAUAUAAUGCCUUUUUUUUUGUUUGUUUUAGAAUGUUAUGUAUACCAAAUUGAUAAUGCUGGAUGCAAACUUCAAGCUACUAAUGAUGUUGUAAAACAUGAUAUUAAA
Erigeron canadensis is the source of this 2901-nucleotide messenger RNA. RefSeq names its product leucine-rich repeat receptor-like protein kinase TDR. Bases 31 to 2730 code for a protein of 899 amino acids. Gene Ontology annotation, cellular component: plasma membrane. Gene Ontology annotation, biological process: hormone-mediated signaling pathway; protein phosphorylation. Gene Ontology annotation, molecular function: protein kinase activity; protein binding; ATP binding. The record is from RefSeq and is a predicted model, not a curated record. The transcript has 2 exons. NCBI's taxonomy places the organism in Eukaryota, Viridiplantae, Streptophyta, Magnoliopsida, Asterales, Asteraceae.